AUGACCCUGCUGGCUGUUGCUGACAUUGCUGCAGGAGGGGGGCCCCCAGAGGAAGCUUUGGCAGCCGAAGGGGCCCCCCGGUCUCUUCCUUUGCAGCUUUCUGGCGGGUGCAGGCAGCAGCUAAAGACAGACACUCAGGCCAAACUCAAGCACAGCCAGCGGCACCCCCCCCGCCACCGUCAGCAGCAAGAGCACAGAAAGCAGCAGCAGCAGCAGCAGCAGCAGCCGCAGCAGCAAAAACAGCAAGUGCAGGCUCGUUCUAGGCAGCCAAGCCAGCAAAGGCAGCAGUCGCAACACCAACCGCUGCAGCAGCAGCAGCUUCAGCAGCAGCAGCCGCAGCAGCAGCUGCAGAAGCAACCGCAGCAGCAGCACAAGCAGCAGCAGCCGCAGCUGCAGCCGCAGCAGCAGCAGCAGCAGCAGAAACCACAGCAGCGCCUGAAGCAGCAGCAUCAGGUGCUUCCACACCAACGUAGUCCGCCUCAUCAGCAGCAGCAGGGUCCAGAUCAGCAGGAACAGCAGGACCCGCAGCAGCAGCAGCAGCAGCAGCAGCAGCAGCAGCAGCAGCUGCUGCUGCAGCAGCCGCAGAUGGGAGCGGCCCCCAGCUCUUCGGCUGCCCCCCUGGAGCUGUCAUGUUUGCCUGAAGACUUUCUUGAGGGCCUUCGGGCAAUUGACGAAGUCAAGAAGCACCGAGAGGCUGGCAGGCAAGUGCAUGCAUUUGCAGCCCCCUGCAGCAGCAGCAGCAGCAGCAGCAGCAGCAGCAGCUGCUGCUGCUGCUGCUGCUGUGGCAUGAGCAGGUACGAGCCGGGGGAGCCGCUUUGUUUGCCGUUUAGCCCAGCAGCAAAACUGACAGUCUUUGUAGACAUUGAUGAAACAAUUGUAUUUGUUACUCCUGUGCUGCUGCCGGGGCUGCAGCCAGACAGGACUUUUACUUUUGUAGAUCAGUUCGGCCUCAGCAGCAGCAGCAGCAGCAGCGGCAGCAGCGGCAGCAGCAGCAGCAAGGGGAACGAAGACGGCAGCAGCUGCUGCGGCGGCGAGGCGGGCCUCGGGGGCGCCGCGAGGCUGGCAGCAAACACAGCAGCAGCAGCAGCAGCAGCAGCAGCAGCAGCAGCAGCGCCCGCAGCAGCAGCGGACCCCACGUCGGCGGCGGCCCGCGAGCCCGCUGCUGCUGCAAGCGGCACGGCGACGACGUCGACGAGGAGCUCCUGCAGCAGCAGCACGGACAGCAGCAGCAGCAGCAGCAGCAGCAGCAGCAGCAGCAGCAGCAGCAGCAGCUGCACCGUGUUGUACGUGUACUUCCGCCCCUUCGUCCACCGCAUGCUGCUGGAGCUGCGCCGCAGCGGCAACUUCGAACUUAUUGCUUUUACAGCAGCACUUCGAGAAUAUGCAGAUCCAAUUUUGGAUUGUUUGGAAGAAGAGCAGCAGCUUUUCGACCACAGGCUUUACCGGCAGCACUGCGCGCGGGCUCCCAGGAGCAAGGGCGCAGCAGCAGCAGCAGCAGCAGCAGCAGCAGCAGCAGCGGCGGCCGUAGCCGCGGGGGGCCUCCCGGGGCUUGACAGCGGGCCUGGCGGGGCCAGCGCUGACGGGGGGGAAGCAGCCGCAGCAGCAGCAGCAGCAGCAGCAGCAGCAGCAGCAGCAGCAGCAGCCGGAGCCGCAGGCCCCGGCGCGCCUGCCCCCCCCGCAGCAGCAGCAGCAGCAGCAGCAGCAGCAGCAGCAGGGGGGGAGGCGCUGGGGGACUGGCUGUGGGGGGAGAAUUUUUACUACGUGAAGGACCUGGCGGGCGCUGCUGCUGCGGGGCGGCAGCUGAGCCGCUGCGUGCUGCUGGACAACAGCCCCGUGUCUUUUGCUGCGCAAGUUGAAAACGGACUUUACUUGCGGCCUUUUUGCGGAGACCCCGGAGAUGAUGAACUCCAUUUGCUGCCAAACAUGCUGCAGCAGCUCAGCAGCUUGCCGGACGUGCGCGCGGGGCUGCGGGGUUCGCUCAUCAGCGCAGCCUGGGAGGCUUUCCAGCAGCAGCAGCAGCAGCAGCAGCAGCAGCAGCAGCAGCAGCAGCAGCGGGCGCGCGGGGAGGCGGAGGGGGGGGCAACGCCGCAGGCGGCGCUCAAGACGGGCGAGGGGGGCGACGGGGAGGUGCAGGCUGCAGCAGCAGCAGAGGCUGCAGCAGCAGCAGCAGCAGCAGCAGCAGCAGCAGCGCCGGCACGGGCAGAGCAGCGGACGCGUCGCCAGAUGGUCAGCAGCAGCAGCGGCAAAGAUACGGGGCUCGAAAGAGCAGCAGCAGCUGCAGCAGCAGAAGCAGCAGCAGCAGCAGCACCAACAGCCCCAGCGCCCGGAACCGCAAGCCGCUCUUCUGUCUCGAGACACCCUUUGAUGACUCCUGCUGCUGCUGCUGCACCCGCUGCUGCUGCUGCACCCGCUGCUGCUGCUGCACCUGCUGCUGCUGCUGCACCUGCUGCUGCUGCUGGCAAGCCAGAACAGCAAAGGGGCGGCAGACGCAGCGCUUCUGUUGCUGUUAUUUCUUUGUCCAAAACUAGGGGAGGUGCAGCGGGAGCAGAUUUCAACUUGGCUGUCCCAGCAGCAGCAGCAGCAGCAGCCCCAGCAGCAGCAGCAGCUCCAGCAGCAGCAGCAGCAGGCCCAGCAGCAGCAGCAGCAGCAGCCGCGCGAAGAAAAGCAGCAGCAGCGAAAGAAAGAGAAAGCGUGCAGAGUGCAGCCGCGAGAGCUGCUGCUGCUGCUGCUGCUGCACAUGCAGCAGCAGCACAGAGAGCGCAGCAGCAGAAACAGAAGGACAGCAAGCAGCAAGACACGAGGAGCAGCAGCAGAAGCAGAGGCCGCGACGGAGAAGCAGAAGAGCAGAGAGGGAGAAAUUUGCAAGAAAGAAAAGAAAAAGAAAAAGAAAAAGAAAAAGAAAAAGAAAUGAUAAUUCAUGUUGGCUCUUGUUUGAAGAGACAAGAAAGAGAAGGCAGCGCCUGGUGUACGUGCAGCAGCGCAGCAAAGGCGCUGCAGGCAGCAGCAAGAACUGCUGCUGCUGCUGCUCAGCAGGGCCGCAGCAGCAGCUCCUGGCAGCUCGCCUCGGACCGCAGCAGCAGCAGCAGCAGCAGCAGCAGCGGCAGCAGCAGGAGCCCCAGCAACAGCAGGGAAUACAGGACCACCUUUGAGUACAGGGAAAAGAGGACCGGCAGCAGCAGCAGCAGCAGCAGCAGCGGCCAGCCCAACACUAAUAUAAAUACAAUUAACAACAAUAUAAAUGUCAGCAGCAGCAGGACCCGCAGCAGAGAUAAAGAAAGAGACAAACAAAGAGACAAACAAAGAGACAAACAAAGAGACAAACAAAGAGACAAGACCCACGAGAAAAGCCUGCUGCUGCUAAGCCCCGCGGCAGCAGCAGCUGCUGCAGCGCCGGCAGCAGCAGCAGCAGCACCGCAAGCACUAGCCUCAGCAGCAGCAGCAGCAGCAGCAGCGAAGGGCUUUCAAGGCCCUUGGAGCCAGCCGUGUGAUGCAGCAGAGAAAGACGACGUUUCAAAGACGCUGGGGGCCCCGCACGCCCAGCAGCAGCAGCAGCAGCAGCAGCAGCAGCAGCAGCGGCAGCAGCAGCAGCAGCAGCAGCAGCACUUAGGGGGCGACUGCGCAGAGCCAGUGCGGCAAAAGAGAGGGGGCUGGAAGCAGCCAGCGAGUCUCAGGGGCUGCCCAAGUGUACAUCCACCUGAGUUGACUGUGGGGCGGCCUUGUGCUGCUGCUGCUGCUGUUGCUGCUGCUGCUGCAGCAGGAAGGAAUAACGCACACGCGAGGCCUUUGCUGCACCUCCAAAGACAGUCUUUGCCUCCACUUCCACUAACACUUUCAGAUAUUAGCUGCAGCAGCCAUCAAGACCUGCAGGCUCACCCGGGGCCGCAGCAGCAGCAGCAGCAGCAGGCGCUGCUGCAGCAGCAGCUGCAACAACACCUGAUGAUGCAGCAACAGCUGCAGCAACAGCUGCAGCAACAGCUGCAGCAACAGCUGCAGCAGCAGAUGCUCCAGCCAGCGAGCCACAAACCGCAGACCUUGCCGCUCUCGCCACGGCAGCAGCUGAUGGACUGUUUAUCUGCUUCCCAGCAGCAGCUACUCUACGACCCCCACUUCAGGCAGCUUCCAUACAAGCACCCGCAGCAGCAGCAGCAGCAGCAGCAGCAGCAGCAGCAGCAGCAGCAGCAGCAGCAGCAGCAGCAGCUGGCUGCUGCUGUGCAUCUGCCAGCAAGGGGCUCCCACCUCUCCUCAGUACCUCUUGUGCCUUUGCUGUCCCCCAGGGGGCCCCCAGCUUCAGCAACUUCUGCCAGCUUGACCACUGGUCCCCAACCUGGACCACUGCUGCGGGCCCCCUCAGGGGCCCCCUCAGGGGCCCCCCUAGGGGCCCCCCUAGGGGGCCCCCUAGGGGCCCCCUCAGGGGCCCCCCUAGGGGCCCCCUUAGGGGGCCCCCUAGGGGCCCCCCUAGGGGCCCCCCUCGGGGCCCCCCUGGGGGGCCCUCCAGGGGUUGCCCCUUUAGGGGGGCCUCAGGGGGCCUCCCUAGGUGGUAAUCUGUACAGCAGCAGCAGCAGCAGCAGCAGCAGCAGCAGCAGCGGCAACGCUUUUGCUGCUUCGCUCAGCACCCCCUGCAUGCAAUAUGCUUCCCUCCGCCAAAGUCUGCUGCAGGGGGCCCCCAACCCCAUGGGGGCCCCGAACUUCGUGGGGGCCCCCAAUGCCAUGGGGGCCCCCGAUCUUGGGGGGCCCCCCAACUUUGGAGAGGGUUUUAACUUUUUAGCUGCCCCAGGGGGGCCCCCCCGGAGCCCUUCGCAAGCGCUGGGGGAAGGCGGAGUCCCAUCCUACUUGUGUACUCCGCGAGUUGUCCGGAAGAAAGAAGUCAGCAGCAGCAGCAGCAGCAGCAUGCAGCAGCAGCAGCAGCAGCAGCAACAGAAGCAGCAGCCGGAGAAAAAGCUGUUUGCUGGGCGUCGUAUUCGUCUUGGCGACCUCUUUGGGCAGUGUGUCGACACAGGCCCCAAACAGCAGCAGCAGCAGCAGCAGCAGCAGCAGCAGCAGCAGCAGCAGCAGCAGCAACAGAGACCGCAGAUCGGGCGCAGCUACUCCACCAAUAACUCUGGUGUCUUUAGACACAGCGAAGCAUCUUCAGUUAACUUUAGCAGCAGCAUCGGCAGCAGCAGCAGCCCGUAUCUAAACACGUGUGUAAGCAGCAAUCUGCAGCAGCAGCAGCAGCAGCAGCAGCAGCAGCAGCAGCAGCAGAUGCUGCAGGCAAUGCCAGUAGGCGUGUGGGGGUCCCCCCUACCCUUUGUGGGGCCCCCCUCAGCUGUCGGGUCCCCCCUACCCUUUGUGGGGCCCCCCUCAGCUGUCCUGAGGGGCCCCUACCCUUAG
Molecule: messenger RNA, 5370 nt
Organism: Eimeria necatrix
Lineage: Eukaryota; Apicomplexa; Conoidasida; Eucoccidiorida; Eimeriidae
Product: NLI interacting factor-like phosphatase domain-containing protein, putative
Exons: 3
Coding region: 1-5370 (1789 amino acids)
Molecular function (GO): phosphoprotein phosphatase activity
Source: RefSeq, a predicted model, not a curated record